AUGGCUGGGUUUGGCACAGCGUUGGGCGUGAGCAAUGCAGUAUGGGCAAGUGCAAUACUCAUACAGUCUGGUACCUUAUUGUACUUGUAUAGGAAGUUGAAGCGACUGAAGUACCAAUGUGAUGAGGUUAUUGCAGAAACCAAUCAAUUGCGGUAUGUUACGGUACAUUUAAGAAGCUAUUUUUCAUUAUAUUACUGUAACAUGGCCUAAUACAGAAAUUUUAAUUAAUCUUGUCGGAAGUUAAUUAAUAUACUCACAGUUAGUAUUGUCGUACAUUAGUGAAUAUGAUAGCUUCUGUGUUCAGUAGGAAACAGAACUUUAAGAAGUUUUAACUGUAUGAUUUCAGAGACGAAGUCCAAGACCUGAAGCUCAAGAUCCGCUUCAUCGAAGACUCCCAACCCAUCCCACAGAAACCUCAUUACAAUGUGACAUUCUCACCAUCAAUUCCUCAAUCAUCGGCCGGAGACGCGGCCGUUUUGAGUCCUAUCAGUCGUGUAGCAUCAGUCACGUCGAGUAGCGACUUCCAAGAUGCCUACGAUGAAUGGGCGACUUCAGGUGACUCGACAGCACUAUUGAAUCGAACCAAUGACACAACCUUUGGCAAUCCAACAUCUGAUCGGUUUACUUUGGAUAAGAAUGACUUUGGAAACGGUGGGGUUGGAACGGUAAGGAUUUACAAAACGUUUUCUUUAUUGGCAUUGGUAUAGGCUUUCCUUUUGGACUAGUUUAGUAAGUUAUAAGCCAUUUUUGGGCUUUUAGUAAGGUAUAGGCCUACUUCUUGGACUUUUAUUAAGGUUUAUAAGAUUGUAUGCACUUUUAGUGACUACGUGUUAAACCAAAAAUCUUUUAAAUUUAAUCAAAAAACUUUUAAAAGAUUAAUCUAUGCUAAUACCAAGCUUUUUACAUACGAAAUGGUAUAUCAAAGAACAACGUUACUGUACGUUUUACAAACAUGAAAUGGCUGUUUCCACAUGAAAUCUAUUUACUUUGCUUUUGCUUCUAUAAAAACCAUUUAAAAUGUUAACUUUUCGAUGUUUUUUCUGAUGGUUUUUGUUGUGUUAGGUUCAAAAAAGUGUUUAAAAAUAUAGUUUGGAUUAAAAAACUUAUUGUAAGUGGAGGGUAAAUUAUUGUAAGCACUAUUAAUCCUCAGUAUUGUAGGUAAAAGUAUGGUUUGAACCUUUUGCUUUUCCACAGCUGAUUGUUUAACAUAAAUAGUGGGGGGUAUGAAAAAGAGUAUAAUAUUAUAUUAUACAUAAGGGCCAAAACCUCUUAAAUCUUGAUGUAAUGGCCAUAUCUUGUCAAAGUCGGCUAAUGUUUUGUAUAAUUUUAAAAAUGAUUCAUUUCUGUUUAAUAAAAAUUCCCUUAUAAGGAUUCAAUCAUAAAACCAAAUUAGCCUUAUUGUAUUAUAAAUAAUUAUUAAACUAGGUCUUCAAUUCCCUUCAAAUUGAAUUCUUUAAGCCACGUGUGACUAGAAUGUUGUUAUUUCAACAGGAACCGAAAAGUAAACGUUCCAACGUUUACGCAUUAAAAAUUAAGGCUUUUUUGUGGUUGGGAGCGAAAGAUAACGUCGAAAUUGAGGAGAAUUUCGUGUUUUAGACCUAAAUGGUUGUUAAGACUAAUUAGUGGUUUUAAUGCAAAAAUAAAUAGCUGAUUGAGAGGGCUGAUUGAUAUUUUGAUUCAAGGUUUUGGUUGUUUUUUAGAAUGUUAUGGUAAACUACAUGGUAUUGUUAGCUUAAGACCAAAGAAUUUAUUUUUUAAUUUUAAAGCUACAAAAGAUAUUAUUCAAUACUAAAAGUAUUUGAUAUUUUUCAAUAAAAAAUCUCAAAAACUCAUCGGAAAUCCAAAAAAUGCUAUAUUAACAUAAGCAGUGUAAAGCGCGUAUAUAAGCAGCGAGCGCUGACCUAAAAAAUGAGAAAAAGCUGGCCAGACUUUUUUCCGUUGAGAAAAAUAAGUUAAAUUAAGAGUGGACUUUGGACACAAAAAAACUGGAUUUAGAACCUCUUAUAUGAUAAGUUAGGGUAGCUUUUACAAUGGCAGACCUUAAAAACGUCGCUAGGUGGGAGGGAAUGAAAAGGGUAGAUGGCGUUGGCCGGGUUGUUAGUGAAGGCAAGCAAAUUAUUUGAUUUUUUACUAUUAGUGUGUUCAAAUAAUUCUGUGCCCCUUUUCAAAGCAAUUUUUCGAAUUUGGGGGCACUGAAUUAUGUGUACAACCUAAAAUUUUUUUAAAAAAUUUUACGUACUUUUGAAAUUUUAUGCUAGUUAUCUGAUGAAAUUCGUGCAUGCGUGUUAAGUUAGUUCGCUAAAUUUGCAUAUCAAUCUCAACUAUGUUUUUUUGUUUCUAGAAUCAGUCAUUAUUAGUAACGGGUCAAUAUACGGUCGGUAUUUGUUGAAUUAUGGUAAGGAUUUCAAAAUUUUAAUUAUAUUUUUGGCUUAAAGAGUUAUAUUAUAAAUGUUAUAGGCAGUGCUAAUCAUCUUUUAAAAAAUCUUUAAAUAAAUUAAAAUUUUAUGAUUUUUUAAAGAAGUGUGAAAACUUUAUCAAAAAUAUCAAAAAAUCAUUUAAAAAUCAUUAACAACCAUUAUUUGCAGAGUUCCUUGAAGAAAGCAGACGAAUUACACGGAAAUGGUGAUCACCAAAAGUGUUACGAUUUGCUGAAAGAAGCAGCAUCAGGAAAAGAGGAUAUUGAAACUUUAUGGCGAACUGCCAGGACAUGUCACUCGUUGAGUAACACAGUUGAUCAGAAGAGUCCAAAAAGGAAGAAUCUCAUUCAGGAAGGUUACAAGUACGCUGUAGCCGCCUACAAGAUUGAUGACAAGAACUUUAAUGCUGUGAAAUGGGCUGCCGUUCUCAGUGGAGCGUUGACAGAUUUUUUGGGGACAAAAGAGAAGAUCAAGGAGGGAUUCACCUUCAAAGUAGGUUUAUAUUAGACUUGUUAGUACUUUAAUAUAAUGUUUGAGAAUUUAAAUUAAUAUAAAAUAUUAUUUUGAGUUACUAAAACUCGUCUUUUUAUGAGCAAGAGAUAUCUUCUGCCAAUUUUGCCACUACUAUAAAAAAAAAAUACUUCAGGAAUACCUAGACAAAGGUCUGGCCAUCAACCCCACAGAGUACUCACUUCUACACAUGAGAGGUCGGUUUUCGUACAACGUUGCCAAUCUGGGCUGGCUCGAACGAAAAGCAGCCGCCGCCUUCUUCGCCACUCCACCAACAGCCACCUUUGAUGAAGCUAUCGUCGAUUUUGCUGAGGUAAGUUAGUUUUUCAUAUCCCUCAUAAAGUUUUAAACAUGCUUCUCCUAUGAAUAGUCCAUAACUUAUGGAUAAUAAAAAUAGUUCUCGACCUCCUCUGCCCCCCUUAAACCAGAAUUGUCAUCCGUGCACUGUUCAUCAAUCUCCUCCACUUUUCAGGUUGACAAACUGAAGCCGGAAUGGGUGGAAAACCUCAUCUACUUGGCCAAGUCCUACAUUGCCAAAGGCCAAAAAGACAAGGCUAAAGCCUGCCUGAACAGGCUUGUCAAAAUGGAAUCGGAAGACGAAGCCGACCGCGAACACAUUGAAGAAGCGAAGAAACUGCUGAAAUCUCUCUGA
Bursaphelenchus okinawaensis is the source of this 3579-nucleotide messenger RNA. NCBI's taxonomy places the organism in Eukaryota, Metazoa, Nematoda, Chromadorea, Rhabditida, Aphelenchoididae. The record is from the annotation of a GenBank genome assembly.